Molecule: messenger RNA, 2059 nt
Organism: Bombyx mori (domestic silkworm)
Lineage: Eukaryota; Metazoa; Arthropoda; Insecta; Lepidoptera; Bombycidae
Exons: 4
Coding region: 238-1047 (269 amino acids)
Source: RefSeq, a predicted model, not a curated record
UAGAAAACACAUUUUUUAUUAUUUAUACCUAUUAGUUUUUAGAAAAUUUAGUUAUAAUUUAAAUUAAAUUAGACUAUCUACAUAAAUGUAGUAGAGUUAUUGAUGGUUUAACUUGUUUACUGAUUAUCUAAUUUUUAAUGUAUAGUGAUAUUUACUGUAAUUUAAACUACACAUGUAAUACCAAUCCCAUAUUAAUUUUAUCUCCUUAAACAGAACCAUUUAAUUAAUUUUGCCACUAUGGUCAAAGUUUGUGUGGUGAAGAGUUGUUCAAGUGGGCGUACAGGCAAGAAAAAAAAUUAUCAAAUGCCUUUGUCUUUUUUUCAACCAACGACACCAACAAGGUUAAUAAAUUGGACAAAGUCAAUGGGCAUUAAUUUAAAAGCAACAGACUCUAUUUGUCAAUUUCAUUUUAAAGAGGAGCAUAUAAAAAUGUAUGAUAAAAUUAAAAUUGGUGAAGUUAUUUAUUUCUCGUAUUUACUAAAGAAAGUACUAAAGGAAGAAGCUUUGCCAACAAUUGAGCAUCAAUUUCAUCCUUUACUAGACCAACAGCAAAGUAUCCUCAAGGUACAGGAACUACUAAUAGAUCCGCAGAACAGUUGCUAUUCUACAGAUUACAUAGAACAAAGUCAAGAAAGUUUCCAAGAACAACUUCAGAUCGAGAAAACGCAUAAUGAUUCAAGGGAACAAGAACUGAUUGAAUCUAUUGAUUAUUUCAAAAAUAAUGUAAUUCUUUUAAAUAAUGAAGAAUUAUGUACAGAUCUAAAAAUUUGUUCAUUUGAAAAUAUUUACGAUUACUUAAAAUCUGUUGAAAAGUGGCCCCUGUGUGUUGGUACCCAAAUCGAGAGAAACAAAUAUUCAAAAAAAUGCAGAGGUGUCAUCAUUGGUGAUGAAGCCUAUAAAAGAUUUCAAAGAAAUCCAAGAUGCAAGUCUUGUCGGAUCCUAAGGAAUCAGUUGAAAAAACGUAAACUUUUAGCAGCUGCAAAGGUGUGGGAAAAUGAAACAAAAUCAAUGUGUGGAUAUGGUGCACAAAUGGAUGUAGCUUCUUGACAUCUUUCAAAAAGCCUUUUGAGGUCUUAGUAAAUUUACACUAUUUUAAGGCUUUAAAACAUGCUCAAAUUUAGUCAAACGGACCAAAUCCGCCUACCAAAUACAUUCUCGAUACAGACCACCAGAUUGGACAGUUGCUCAUGUAAGCUGUCAGGUACACACAGUUGUCAUCUUGUCAUUGUAUACAAAAAUUAUGGUGGUAGCAGUAAAACUAGCAACAAUCACCACAUAAAAAGCUGAAAAAUUAUAGAAUGGGCGAAACUGUAUUUAAGAAAACGACGCAUUUAGUCAUAAAUUUAAAUUAUAUCUACAAAGGAACAGUGCAAACUUUGAAAAUUUAUUAAAUUUACUCAAACCUCAGAUCACAAAAAAUGAUAUUGUUAUGAGAAAGUCCGUUUCUGCAAAAGAGCAGCGUAUUGCCAUGUUAUGAUAAAGUAUCUUGCAUUAAGAAGAGAAUUGAAGUUUAAUUUAAAUAUAUCAUCACAGUUAGAUAUUCUCCCAAAAAUUUUUUCUUUCUAGUUUGUCGUUUUCAAAUUUUUCAGUUUCAUUACUUAAGUAUUGUAAAUUAUUGCUUUCCAGCAUCUCGGUUGCGACCUAAAUUGUGAUAUUAUGUACCCCACAAACAUGGUAAAUCUUUGUUUAAUUGAAUCGCGUUCCGUAAAGAUUUUCUCCAAGAUAUAAAAUGAGGAAACGCGCGGCCGUUUGUUCUGCUUAACCGUCCACACUACCGAAUACCGAGCAAUAUAUUAUACGGUAUAGAUAUUAUUAAACGAUGUGCAAAAUUAGCGGACUCCAUUAAUAAUAAUUAUGUUCGCAGGCGAUCAGAUUUGGUUCAGUAGUGAACCAAAAUCGUGAUUCGUUCGAACCAAAUUCGGUUAAUACUUUUAUUGUGACAUAAAAUAAAUUGCAUUUUGCUCCAUUUCAGAUGACAAUGUAUUUAUUAUUUUAUUAUAAAUUAAGAUAUGAUAUGGAACCCAGGAAAUUUAUAAAUAAAAGUCAAAAAAUGCCAUUA